CAUGGCAGAGUGGGGCUGGCUGGAGAGCAGGGUGGGGUCAGGGUCACACCUCAUCCAGGGACUGCUUGUGCAGGCAGCACAGAGCAGUCAGGGACUACAGAGAGACUGCAGGCAGUGCAGGCAGUACAGACAGACAGUGCAGACAGACAGUGCAGGCAGUACAGACAGACAGUGCAGACAGACAGUACAGGCAGUACAGACAAACAGGCAGUGCAGGCAGGCAGACAGGCAGUGCAGACAGACAGACAGGCAGUGGAGUCCAGCAGCAGGCAGGUCUGUCACAGGGUGCAUGCGCUGCCCGGAGGCGUCACAGCUGUUUCCGCUGUCAUCCGUGGGUGCUGCCUAAGGAAAAAGUUUCUCCUCUGGGCAGGCUGCCCCUCCUGCCUGAGGGCUCCCGGCAGCUCCUCGCAGGCAGUCCUGGGCAGCGGGAGCAGGUUUUUCUGGGGGAUUAAGGCUGUGCUGACCCGGCAGCAGCAGGGGGGCUCAGUCAUGGCUUCCAAGCGCCAAGCUUCUUCCUCAAAGCAGCCAGACAGCAGGGAAAAGAAUCCGAAAGUGGAAGAGGAGGACCACACCUGGAGCUCCACCUUGGCAACGCUGAAAACUGCUCCCAAGGAGAAGCCGCCUGCCACAAUUGAUGGGCUGUGCCCCCUGAGCACAGCACCGGGUGCCCGGGUCUAUGAGGACUAUAACUGCACCCUGAACCAGACCAACAUCAGUGCCAACAACAACAAGUUCUACAUCAUCCAGCUCCUGGAGCAUGACAGUGCCUACAGUGUCUGGAGCCGCUGGGGCCGCGUGGGAGAGACAGGCCAGUCCAACCUCAUGCCCUGUGCUUCCCUGGAAGCUGCCAAGAAGGACUUUGAGAAGAAGUUUCGAGAGAAGACCAAGAACAGCUGGGCAACAAGGGAGAACUUUGUUGCCCACCCAGGGAAGUACACGCUCAUUGAGGUGCAGCCAGGGGCUGGGCAAGAGGUGGAGGCUGCACUCAGGGUGGAUGCCGUGGAUGGAGACAGGGUUUGCAAGCAGCGGGUGCUGCCCUGCACCUUGGACAGAGCCACACAGGAGCUGGUGUCCCUCAUCUUCAGCAGUGACAUGUUCCGGGAUGCCAUGCAGACCAUGAAUAUCGAUGUGAAGAAGAUGCCUCUGGGGAAGCUGAGCAAGCAGCAGAUCGCGAGGGGCUUUGAGGCGCUGGAAGAGCUGGAGGCAGCGCUGAGGGAGCAGCCCCCCCAGGCCACUCGCCUGGAGGAACUCUCCUCACGCUUCUACACCAUCGUCCCACACAACUUUGGGCGGGCACGGCCACCCACCAUCAACUCCCCUGACCUGCUGCGUGCCAAGAAGGACAUGCUGUUGGUGCUGGCUGACAUUGAGGUUGCACAGAGCCUGCAGGCACAGAAAGAGAAGGAGGAGGAGAAAGAAGUUGCCCACCCAUUGGAUCAGGAUUAUGCCCUGCUGUGCUGCCAGCUCUCCCUGCUUGACCCAGCUUCCCGGGAAUACCAGCUGAUCCAGACCUAUGUGACACAGACUGGGCACAAACUCCACAUCCUCAACAUCUGGCAGGUGGCCCGAGAUGGUGAGGAUGAGCGUUUCAAGGCCCAUGACCUCCUGGAGCACCGGCGCCUGCUGUGGCACGGCACCAACGUGGCAGUGGUGGCGGCCAUCCUGAAGAGCGGGCUGCGCAUCAUGCCUCACUCCGGCGGGCGCGUGGUGGGCUGUACAUCUAAGAAUGUUGGCAUCAUGUUCCUGACGGAGGUGGCCCUGGGCAAGCCCUACCGCAUCACCUGCGAUGACCCCACGCUGUGUCAGCCACCUGCUGGCUAUGACAGUGUCCUGGCCUGUGGCCGGACAGAGCCGGAUCCUGCACAGGAUGAGGAGGUGCUGCUGGAUGGCAAGAAGGUGCUGGUGUGCCAGGGCAAGCCCAUCCCCAUGCCCGCCUACAAGGACUCCUCCUUCAGCCAGAGCGAGUACCUCAUCUACAAGGAAAGCCAGUGCCGGAUCCGCUACCUUGUCCAGCUCCGCUUCUGAGGGUGCCUGGGAGCACCACGGCCCUGGCCCAGCACCAGGAGGUGACACCCACCAGCCCAGAGCACAGUGAUCUGGACUCUGGCCACCCCACCUGGGGCUUGGCAAGGGACAGGCUGGCAUGGGGACUGAGCUUGCUUUGACUGUGAAUAAAAGCACUGUGCCUUG
This is a messenger RNA of Pyrgilauda ruficollis (rufous-necked snowfinch), 2190 nucleotides long. It is a transcript of the gene PARP3, whose product is annotated as poly(ADP-ribose) polymerase family member 3. The transcript is spliced from 11 exons. Gene Ontology annotation, molecular function: NAD+ poly-ADP-ribosyltransferase activity. The record is from RefSeq and is a predicted model, not a curated record. Gene Ontology annotation, cellular component: site of double-strand break. NCBI's taxonomy places the organism in Eukaryota, Metazoa, Chordata, Aves, Passeriformes, Passeridae. Bases 490 to 2025 code for a protein of 511 amino acids.